AACCAGUGUGGUGUUGUUUAGGGUUUAGCGACUACUGCAGCAUUGAAGGGUUUAUCUAUUGAGCCGAUUCGCUGUGGCUUCGAUCAUCAGCAUCGUAAGCCCUGUCUCUUCCUGGCAUUGAUUCUUCAACUGGAUCUCGCGAUUUUCGUGGUUAUAUUUGUAGUGGAGAGGGUCGGAGGUCGUCGGAAGUAACACUAGAUUUGAGGGGUAGAUGAGGAUUUGAGAGCAGUUUGUUGUUUCAUUGCUUUCGUGGAUUGUUGAUGGUGUAGUCUCAAUGGAGUGCUGAGAAGCGUGAGAGGGGUUGAAGGACAAGGACCUGACUUUGGACGCGGGGUAGUUGGGAUAGGUCUGCUUUGUUGGGUGGUAUUGUUGGGAGUGGAGUGCUGUAGACAGAGAUGGCGUUCGCUGCGACGCGAGUGAUGGAAGUGGUUAUCAAAAGGUCCGGAGGAUUGGUGUGGAAGAACUGGCCAAUGAAUCACACGCGGCGCGCCAAUGCUAAGAAGCGGCACGUUCGUUUGCAACAGGUCGAGGCAGUUUUGAAAGCUUGUGCUGCUCCUCCACCCUCUUCUGCUGCCCAAAGUGGCACUAAAGGAAUAGUUCAAGGUACACAAGCCUCGAAAUAAACCUGGUUUUAUAGCCUGCAGACAACCGCCAGACGAGUUACCACCUGGUUGUUCAUCCUCUGUGCAAGAAUAAGUAAAGGGACUUUUUUCUUCCAGACGGGAAGACGAGGACCAAUAUUUCCUGCAAUGGUAGAGCCUUAUGUUAGGUACUUAAAUUUUCCUCAUGCGACUUAAACUGAGGAACAGCCUUCGUUUUGUUUUAACCGGAAACGCAUUACAUCCCAAUUUGUGAAUUAUCUCCUACAGUGUGAUGAACCUUGUGAUAUAAAUAGCUGAGAAUUUUUCAUAUCAAAUCUGAAUUAGUAUUUGUUUGCAAAUCACGAGUUACCAGUUCAUUUUGGUCAAUCUCAAUCUGUCUAGGUGCUGGAUUGAGCGUAUGCCAGUACUGUAAUAUUCAUAAUAUUGCGAUUCUAGCAGUCCUUGAUAUU
This is a messenger RNA of Physcomitrium patens, 1051 nucleotides long. RefSeq lists its product as uncharacterized. NCBI's taxonomy places the organism in Eukaryota, Viridiplantae, Streptophyta, Bryopsida, Funariales, Funariaceae. The record is from RefSeq and is a predicted model, not a curated record.